AUGGAGGAAAAGAAUAAUUCAUUAGAUAAAAAUGAUAGUACGAUUCCCGCAGAUUACGUCCAUUAUUUGCAUUCUCACCCUGUAGAGACAAUCGUUCUCCUAACCGUGCUAUGUUUCCUGAUUGUGUUUGGGACUUGCGGGAACUUAUUGAUAAUCACAGCUAUUGGAAUCACUAAACAAUUACGAAACAGAACACACAAUUAUUUUGUCGUCAAUCUUGCGAUUUGCGAUCUCAUUAUAGCCGGCUUUCUUAAUUCCUCUUUCGUUGCGACCAUUGUAAUGGGCGAGAAGUGGUUUUCUGUUAAGUCUAUUUUAUGCGGAUCUAUAGGAUUUGUGUGCAUGAGUAGCUGUUUGGCGUCUCUGGCAUUGGUUGCCAUUAUUGCAAUUAACAGAUACAUUGGUAUAUGUAGAAGUGAGAUUGCCCACAAGGUUUUCAACAAGCGUAACACCAUCAUCAUCAACAUAUUUGUCUGGAUCUACAGUCUUUGGCUCAACAUCGCCGUACUCAAAGGAUGGGGAGAAUAUAUUUAUGACCGUAAGGCAAUUGGUUGUGUUUGGAACAGGAAAACAAGUCGCGCAUUUACAUUAACCUUCCUUGCUGGUGUCUUUGUUCCGAUCACUAUAGUAACCAUUUGCUAUUCCCUGAUUUUCUACAACAUUUACAAAACAAAGAAGAUGUUACAAGCACAUGAUAAAUCAAACACAAGCAGAUUGAUGGAUAGAGAAAUCAAAAUUGCGAAAGUCUUGUUCAUCAUCUUUAUCAUGUUCAUGAUUAUGAACUCGCCGUAUGUCCUGGUUAUUGCCGCUGAUCCAUUUGACCGAUGGCCUGUUGUUGUAUAUGUGGUUGUCGUGCAGUUGAUGCAUGCAAAUGCAUCCGGUGUUAACUGUAUCAUCUAUGGACUGACACACAAGGCGUUUGCACAAGGUUACAGAAAGGUGUUCUACGGGCUUUUUAGAAAAUGCGGGUACUCUGAAGAUGUCGAUGACUCAACGCUUGCAGAGUCCAAAUCUACGAAAUUGGAUUAUGUGCAUACCGAUGGGAACACAGUUGGACAAGCCCGCUCCACAACAACUAUGGACACGAUUGACACAUUAUGUAAAGAUGAAAAUAUUAGUCCAUCUGUGUCACAUCAGUGUCUCCGUGUUGAGUUCAGAGAAAAUGUAGUGCAACACCAAGAAACCAGGAAAAACACCAAACCAGAAACUGGUCUUAAUUGUGAUCCGGAGAAUGCUGGGAAAAUUGAUGGUGAUGAGACAAUCGUAGCUGGAACAGCAGGUGAUUUAUUUGAAAUUCAAGGUUAUGCAGUGCAAAGACAUCAGGAAAAAAAAGAACAAACAUAUUCGGUCUCGUUCUAAUUUUGAUUUCGAGAAGCCCGGUAAAGUUGAUUGAAAAGAAUCUUCUCCAAUGAAUACCACUGAUAAUUAAAUUGAUAAAGUCAAUGCUAGAUGAAAGAAUUGAAACUUUUAUAAAUGACAGAUGGCAUCAUUGAUCUAUGAUGAACAUGUAUUAUUAGUCGUUUUAGUGUGAAAAUAAACUUUGCGACUUAUAUAGAAAUGUAGAUAUGAUAUUAUCGUCCAUUAAUUCCUGCGAUCGCUACACUCAUCUCACACGGCCAUUCCAAAAUAGGUCUGACUGAUUAUAUUCUUGCAUGUGUUGCUAAAUGGUGUCAACUGUGCAUAAAUGAAGAGACGCAGCUAGAGGAACUUUGGAAGGGAAAUGAUUGG
Owenia fusiformis is the source of this 1725-nucleotide messenger RNA. The record is from the annotation of a GenBank genome assembly. NCBI's taxonomy places the organism in Eukaryota, Metazoa, Annelida, Polychaeta, Sabellida, Oweniidae.